CGCCCUUGUGGUCGGUGUCUCCCUUUCAUUCUGCGCUCGCUGACCCACCCAAAUACAAAGGCGCACAUCUCCGCCACGAACAACACGUACAGCACUCUCGGAACAACGGGAACAACGCCGCACGACGCAUAAGAGGCCAGAGCUCAGGCGGACCCACCUAUAAGUAUCUGCCAUGGCGAGCAGGAGCCACUCGAUGUCUACCUUUGACCAGCUCAUUGUCGACCUCACUCGCGACGCGCACCGCGUACAACCCAAAGACGCGCUGCAGUUCUGCGCGAAUUGGUUCCAGUCAAGACUCGAGGAGCAGCGCACCCGCACCCGCGAUAUCCUCUCCGAGCACUCAUCGUUCGCGCGCGACCUGGCGACCGACCACUAUCACGACACACCGAUCAGUCCCACCUCAGGCUCACAGCCCGACGGUAUCUCCCCUUUCGCAAAACCCACCUUGGCUCAGCGCUCCUCCCUCCGCGCGUCCAUGGCCAAUCCAAGCCCCUUCGGCACCCUGAACGUCCCCGGGAACGCGCUACUGCACGACCCAUCCACAAGGGGCCUUCACUCACUCACGCCCCCCACUUUCCGGAUGGAGGCAGACGAGCUCUCCCCGACUUCGCCGACCAGCGCGCCCAACCCCUUCGCCUCGUUUGCUAAUGGCAAUGUGACGCCACACGGCGACUACCUGCAACCCCCCGAAUCUAACAUCUUUGCUCGCCGCGCAUCCGUCAGCGCAGAGUCCAUCGCAGUGGACGAAGAGUCUGAUGAGCCGCUUCCCGUCUACCAAAAGACGGAGGAGCAGCUCCAGCGCAUCCGCGCGGCGAUCACAAAGAACUUCAUCUUCCGUGACCUCGACGAGGAGCAGGAGACAGGCGUGCUUAUGGCGAUGCGCGAGGUGCAUGUCACGAAGGACGAGGUCGUCAUCCGGCAGGGCGACGUCGGUGAUUUCUUCUACGUCGUCGAGGCGGGAUGGCUCGACUGCUUCAUCCGCCCCGAACCUCUGCCGCCGGCAUGGCUCACGGGCAACACGGCGUCCGAAGAGAAGUUCACGCAACCGGAUUAUCACCCGGAGUUUGGGAAGAAGGUCACGGAGUGCAGGGAGGGCAGCUUUUUCGGCGAGCUCGCGCUGAUGUACGGGCAUCCGCGCGCGGCGAGUGUGGUAGCGAUGGAGCCGUCCACGCUAUGGUCGCUUGACCGGAUCACGUUCCGCACGAUCAUCCUCAAGGCGGCGCACAGGAGGCGUACCAUGUACGAGCAAUUCUUGUCAUCCGUACCGCUGCUCGCGUCGUUACGGCCUGAGGAACGCAGCAAGAUCGCAGACGCGCUUGUCAGCAAAGUGCGCGAGGACGGCGAGGCGGUGGUGCGCCAGGGCGACAUGGGCGACACUUUCUUCUUUGUCGAAGACGGCGAAGCUGUUGUGACCCAAACCGAGCGCACGGAUGACGGCCAGAGUCGCGAGGUUGAGGUCAACCGCCUCACCAAGGGCGACUACUUUGGCGAGUUGUCGCUGCUGCGGCGCGAACCCCGCGCUGCGACGGUGAGUGCGAUUACCCGAGCGGAUCCCUCAGCGGCGAAAUUAAAGGUGGCGGCGCUUGAUGCGAAUGCGUUUACGCGGCUGCUGGGGCCGCUGCGGGAGAUCAUGGAGCGGAACGCGGGGCAGGCGUACGGGGCAACGCCCCGGAGGACGCGCUGAGGCUGCUGAGGUCUGUGCCGUAGACUGGGGAGAGUGAAGUGUAGGAUUUGUUCUUGCUGUGUGUAGUCUAUUGUAGUCACGUGAAUCGUAAUUGGUGCGAGUGCCAUGGCGAUGUGUGGCGGAGGU
This is a messenger RNA of Rhodofomes roseus, 1810 nucleotides long. Its product is annotated as protein kinase A regulatory subunit. Gene Ontology annotation, molecular function: cAMP-dependent protein kinase regulator activity. The record is from RefSeq and is a predicted model, not a curated record. The coding region runs from base 173 to 1684 and encodes 503 amino acids. Gene Ontology annotation, cellular component: nucleus; cAMP-dependent protein kinase complex. Gene Ontology annotation, biological process: regulation of protein phosphorylation. The transcript has 2 exons. NCBI's taxonomy places the organism in Eukaryota, Fungi, Basidiomycota, Agaricomycetes, Polyporales, Fomitopsidaceae.